AUGAUACGUUUAUGUAUAGAGCUCUUUUCUUACCAUUAUAAACCAUUUCAAAAGCUUGUCCCCCUUCUGUUUUAACGAUAUUGGGAAGUAAUCUCUAUUUCACAUAUUUUAAAAACACAUAAAAAAAAGAAUUUAAUUACAAUUCUUUUAAUUUUUACUAACAGAUUAAUAUUAUUACCUAUAAUUGGAUUGAUAACUGUUUUGCUUUUAGAUUAUUUAGGUAUAAUGACAGAUUUAUGUGAAUUAUUCAUUUUGUUUAUUACUUUUUGUACUCCAUCAGCAAUCACUAUUUUGGACAUGGCAAAACAAUAUCAAUAGUAAUUAGAGGAUGUAGUUUCAUUAAUGCUUUUUUAUGGAUAUAUAUUAUGCAUUAUAACCCUACCUGUUUGGAUGACAAUAUAUCUUGCGAUUUUUUAACCCAAAAAAUGA
Paramecium pentaurelia is the source of this 429-nucleotide messenger RNA. Lineage: Eukaryota; Ciliophora; Oligohymenophorea; Peniculida; Parameciidae. The record is from the annotation of a GenBank genome assembly.